ACACAACUAUUUAUUGUGUUAAAAUUGUGCCAUGCCAUCAAGGGAGAACCCAUGAACUCUGGGUGAUAGGUGAGUGUACCCUGGGUGGUAGGUGAGUGUACCCUGGGUGGUAGGUGAGUGUACCCUGGGUGGUAGGUGAGUGUACCGCCAGCAUGGUGUGGGUAGAUGUACCAAACAGUCCCAGUGUACCAAAGGAUUUGGAAAUAACCAACCCUGCGCAGCCCAUAUUUGGAAAACCGUGCUUCGUCAUCAACGAGAAUGUAAACAAACUCCCCGAGGACAUAAACCACAACCAAAUACGCCCGACGUUCGACCUCAGCGACGCAAGUGGGGGCAGGAGAACGGCUCAGGUGGAGCUCUCUGGCGGGCAACGCCAGCUCCAGACCUCGACGUGUGUCAAUGCGUCCAACUUUGAGUCGUUGGAAGGGAGGUUGGAGGCACAAGACCGACUGAAGACGGGCACCUUCCGGAACACGAAUCGAGUGAACAAUAAUAACCCUCCGAGUGCUAAACUAACUGAAGAUAAUCAUUACUUGUGUUCAAACAAUGGUAAUGGUUCAGAAGAGGAUAUAUAUCUUGACUACCGAUCGUUUGAAACAAAACACUAUACGAAAAGAGACGCAAAAAUAUGUGACUUAUAUAAUGACAGUGUUCGCGAGUCUAAUGUGUUGCAGAAAAAGACACCCAAAGAAUGUAAUUUUUCUCAGAAAGUUGCUAAUUAUUCCGGAUUAUAUGCGAAGGCAGCCGAGUGUAGUGAUCGAGAACGCGCGGGUAGUGGUGAAGCUGCGAAGCCUGUUAUAGGGAACCUGGUAACCUGCCAGGAUAACACACAUGCCUCUCAACACCAGCUGUUUUAUCCGCCUCGCUGUAAUCAAACUGACGACGAUGAGGAUGCAGGCUACGACGAGCCCGAGGACCAAGUGGACGAUUCCUUCCUCAUCCAGGAGGAUGUUCGUGUUAUCAUUCCAUCGUUCGACGACCUCACACUCAACGACCUGUCACCACUUCUCGAGGGAUCUUUCCCUGUUGGGAGCUCUUCACUUCGCGGAAAAGCGUCCGCGGGGCGUCGCGAUUCGGACAGACACUCCAGUGAACAUCUUCCCCGCCAGAAGUUGUUUGAGCUCCUGCCGUUAGGCUGCGAGAGAGACAGACGUAAGAGCAGAGGCAUCCUGGCCAGCUGUCAGGUCCCCGAGAGCGUCGGCAGGUUUCCUGAUGUGUUGCAGCACUUGAGGGAGAUACACAGGAGAUCCUCGUCCAAUAGUACUCUCUUGAAGGACACUUACUAUAACAACUUUCCCCUCAGGCUUGCAUACUCGAGGGAUCCUUCUUUAAAGAGUUUAUAUCGCAAGGCGGUCAGCAUACCUGCCCCUCGUGUCAACAAGGAUGAAAAACUGCAGCGGUCAGGCACUUUCCAUCACAAUGGUCCCUCUCCCAAGUGCUCCCCAGUUAACUUCACGCCCUUGAAGUAUGCUCCCUUGAAGAACUCCUUCCUGAAGGAGGCUCCUCCUUCCUCUCAGGGGCUAGAGCUGACGUGUGAGAGCCCUGAGAGCCCUGACUCUGGUAGAGGGAGCGCCCGGCCAUCAGUGGAGGAGGAGGCACUUGGACCCCAGUUCUUCGCUGACCUGUGCAGCAUGUGGCCUGACCUCAUUGUUCGGUUGGCGCAUGAUAUCUCGUUGGAGUCCCCGUCAGUAGAGGAAGCCCCGGACCCGCCUGACCCACCCAGCCUGGAGGAGGUGAGUGAUGACCUUAACAGCCAGCGCAGCCUUUCCACCUGCCGCUUGCGGACCACUUCCACGUCGUCGUCGUCAGGCAAGUGCUGCUCCGACGACGACCCCUGUUGCCCUCAGCUCAUGGUGGAACAGACGCAGGAGCUGAGAGCGGCGGCGGCCUGCAAAAGUGCUCAGAUGUUGGCUUCGAAUGGGGCGGCGGGGCCGUGUCUUAGUGCCGGGGUCCAGCCGGCCUCCUGCCCGAGUCCUAUAUGCGGUAGUCCCGCCCCUCGGAGGCCGCGGCCCACCACCGUGUCCUCGGGGCCCUCCAGCGUGGAGAGCGUCGACAGCAGCGACACCGGCGAUGCCAGCGAGUUCUUCUCCGGAGACCUAGAGGAGCUGAUAGAAAGCAUGUCACCACCUGACUGUGACCUGGAGGACGCAGCGAGGGCCUGCAUGCCCUGGGACCCGAGGCCCAACGAGCGGAAACGGCGGAAACUCCCUGAGAUCCCCAAGCAUAAGAAAUCGUUCAGCACGGCGAGCAUCCUGGCGCUGCGGACGCCGACGCUGGCGGAGGAGCUGCAGGAGGCGGAGUCCGGGGUCGCGUCGAGGAGCUCCACGCCCGACGCCCUCACCCUCAUCAACACACACUCCAAGCCCAUCCUCGUACUCAAGUGCCACUCCUACAUCAGAGAUGACAGCAGCAGCCCAGACUCCGAGCUCCGGUUGCCAAUCAACGACAUCGACUCCGGAAACUCGACUCAACACUCUCCGGAUGGUGCCAAAUCUAUGUCGCCCCAGGCCACUGUUAAUGGGUCGCUAUCUCCCAUGUCCCCGGGGUCUGCGGGCGUGCCCUUUCCCCAGCUGGAGCUGCUCGAGGCAACCCACAGGGGACUCUACCGCUUCAUCCCCCGACACCACGACGAGGUCGAUAUCGAGAUAGGCGACCCCAUCUACGUCCAGAAGGAGGCCGAAGACCUGUGGUGUGAAGGUGUAAACAUCCGGACGGGCCGCCAGGGCAUCUUCCCGGCUGCCCACGUGACGGACGUCGACUAUUCCGACUUCGACCCCACGGUCCCCAAAGUGAAGAAAGAGCGUUACCUCCUCAACUACCUGGGCUCUAUAGAGACCCUUUGUCACAAGGGCAACCAGGUACUGUGUCAGGCAGUGAGGAAGAUCGCAGGAGGGGAGGAGUCGGCGCACCUUCCUCACCCUUGCAUCCUGGAGGUGUCCGACCAGGGGAUCAGGAUGGUGGACAAGAGGAGGCCUACGCCCAACCACGCUCCUUGCCACGACUACUUCUACCACCUCAAGCAUGUCUCCUUCUGCGCCUUCCACCCCAAGGACCACCGCUACUUCGGCUUCAUCACCAAACAUCCUACCAUUCAGCGCUUCGCCUGUCACGUCUUCAGGAGCAACGACAGCACCAGGCCCGUCGCCGAGGCCGUCGGACGCGCCUUCCAAAGGUUCUACCAGAAGUUCAUUGAGACAGCCUACCCAAUUGAAGACAUUUACCUUGAAUAGUGCCUGGCAGGAGAAGAUUAGGAGCAUGUAUAGAGGACCUUAUGGAUCAAACUGAAUGUCUAGGGCUCUGGUUACUCCCAGAGCAAUCUGAGAGCCUUUUUGCAUGGUUUGCAGAGCUAUUCUUUAUUUCCAGUGACAGAUCAAAGGUUAGAAUAGAACCAAAACAUGUCACUUAGGGUCGUAGGGCAUGAUCUGGACGAUGUGUUUAUGUCAUGAAAAUUUAUCUUGGUUUUAUGUAGAUAAGAUCAAAGUUCAAUGAGCCAAAACUUUAAGAAAAAAUGUGUUCAUGUAAACGAGAUGCAGUGCGAAGGAAAAGACUCUCAAUUCAUAAGAUAGAAGAAAGAAUAUUCUUCAAAUGAUUAAACAGGAAGUUGCUGAUCGAGUUGCCAUUCUUACUUUAAGAAUUUAAACCAAAAAAAUGUGAUGUAUAAUUGAAACAACACGGAUACUGUAUUUAGCAUAAGUGCACUUGUAUCAGAGCACUUCUUCCUGUUACUAUAUUGCCUGAAUUGGCAUUGCAAAUUGUUUUAUACUAUUGUCUGGGACUAAUUUUGGACGUGAGUUGUGGCAGUGUUGAAGCGCCUCGAUCCUGGUAGAGGUCAGACAGAUUUUUCUGCUUUCUAUUGAUAACAGCUUCAUGCAAAUAUUGAUUGUUUUGUUUAAAUCUCUUAUUUUGCUGAGCACUUAUAUUACACAAAAGUACUUUUUUCCAUUUAAAUAUUUGUUACUUUUAAAUUUAAAAUAAAACAAAAUUAUAUAUUCAUUAUCACUAAAUAAAAUUUCAACCUUGCAUAUGCUGCAUUCUUUUACUUAAAAUGUUUUAUUUGUAUUAAUUUUAUUUAUACAGUGAAAACUAACAAACCCAUAUGCAAUCAUAUAGUGUAUAUUUUAAUGUAAGAAAUUACCUGAUAUCCUUUGUGUUCUAUUCUGAGUCUCGGACAUUAUUCAUAGGGUUAUGCAAUCAAGACUCUUAUGUCAGUUCCAUGCCUGAUGCAUAAUGUUUUUAAACGUUUGUCUUAAAGUUUCAUACAUUGCUAUUAUGGGCAACUAUGUGGUCACUUUGUUUCCACUAUCUUGUCACUGCUGUGAUUAUGCUGCCACUGAACUGUGUUUAUGUUGUCACUAUGUUGUCUUUAUGUUGGCAUUAUGGUUUCAUUAUGUUACAACUAUAUUGUUGUCUAUUCACCAUGUUGCUACUACGUUGCUUACAAUGCUGCCACUAUGUUGCCCCUGCAUUGCUACAAUGUUGCCACUACAUUGCUACAGUGUUGCCACCAUGUUGCCACUACGUUCAUACAAUGUUGCCACUACAUUGCUACAGUGUUGCCACCAUGUUGCCACUACGUUCAUACAAUGUUGCCACCAUGUUGCCACUACGUUCAUACAAUGUUGCCACUACAUUGCUCCAUAUUGCCAUCAUGUUGUGACAUUUAAAACGCUUAAAUUUACAGUUCUUUGGCCAAAUAUUUUUUUAUACUAACAUCUCAACAUUUAUUAUUUCUGAACUUUAUUUGAGUUGAGAGAUAAUGAACUCGUGUGCCAGCUAUGGACUAAGUUAAUGCCAAAUUGUGUUGUUUGCAAGUGAACAUAACCUUCAAGAAAAUGUGUAUAAAUCUACUUAUUGUAUUUAUUAUAUACCUGAUAACAAUCAUUAAUGAAGGAUUUGUAUUUUUUUUUUAGGUGUAUUUGGUGAUUUGUUUUCCUUACUGGACAGGGCUGUGAUGCAUUUUUCAUAAAUAAACUCCUUUCAUGCUGAUGAAUCUACCCAGUCCAGUACAGCAUCAGCAUUUAGGAAUUUAAAAUUCAAAAUAGCUUAAAAAAAUUAUGUUUACCAAAAAAUCCUUCUGACUUUGGCCUCUAACUUAUAUGCAUAAUAUUUUGCAUAUGUAUAUAUGUAAAUUCUAAUCAUUGUAGUUUAAGAUUUGGCCCACUAUAUUAAAACAUAAGAGUAGUGGAACAUUGAAAAUUAUUCUGUAAUAAUUACAUAAAAUAGGAACUGAUACAAUGUAAGUAUGGAUGAAAUUGAUCAUAAUUAUUAUCAUUUACAUGGCUGUAUCAUGUAGUUUUCUUCAUGGUAACAGUGUAGUUUACACUAUUGUAUCAUGUAUUCCUUCAUGUUACAGUGCAAUUUACACUUGUGUCAUGUAUUCCUUCAUGUUACAGUGUAAUUUACACUUGUGUCAUAUAUUCCUUCAUGUUACCAGUGUAAUUUACACUUGUGUCAUGUAUUCAUUCAUGUUACAGUGUAAUUUACACUUGUAACAUGUAUUCCUUCAUGUUACAGUGUAAUUUACACUUGUAUCGUGUAUUCCUUCAUGUUACAGUGUAAUUUACACUUGUAUCAUGUAUUCCUUCAUGUUACCAGUGUAAUUUACACUGAAAUAUCAUUCAUAUCUUUAUGACAUUAGUGUGAUUUACAUCUUCAUAAAAUUGUUCAUGAUACUGUGUGCUUGAAAUUAUAUCCUAAUGUGUGAAUCUGAGUUGUGCAUAAGCUACAAGCAUAAGCUACAUUGUGUAUUUGAAGAGAAUUGUGCUCUUUAUUGAAAUAAAUGCCAUGCAAACUAUACUGACAAUAGAUUUGUAGUUGAAGAAAGAGUUUGAGAAUUGCCUUUACUUUGUGUUAAUAACUUGAAGAACAAGAUCAACUACGAACAUGUAUUAUAGAUGCUAGUUGGUAAUUUGAUGAAUCAUCUGUAUUUUCUGUUGAUUAUGAUAGAAAAGUAGCUUAUUAAGGACAAUUUUAAAUUGUUAAUGUAUUAUUUUAUUAUAUAAAUGUUUAAAUUAUAUAUUUUUUAUCAUAAUUAAGAUAAUUAGGGUUAUCUGAUCAUGAAUAUGAGCAGAUUUUUUGUUCCAUGAAUUAAAUUCAAGGAAACAACAGCAUGCUGUCCAUUAAAAUUGACUAAUUGUAAUAUUCGAAUGUUUUCUUUGUUUAUAAUAUUACUGGUAUGAUACAAUUUUUGCUAAAACUAAUCUGUAAUACCAUGCUCAUGUUCACCUUAAUCUCUCAGUGUCCCUGUGCACCAAAAAAAAUAGUUGCAAAUGCCCUAUGAAUGAUAAAAUUGACUUCUUCACAUACAUUCUUCUAAGAUGGAGAGAAGCUUAUUCUUGGUAUGCCAUAGACUGUCUUGAUGCCUUUGAAGUAUCCCAGUUGAGGGACUGUCAUGUUGGAGUGUCUUUGCCUUGUACUGACUGAUGAACUCUCAUUACCUGCUAUCCUUCUUGUUUUUGUUCCUAGAUACGAAGGUCAUCUUUGUGAUGAUCAAUUUACUACAUUCCAAUAACUUUAAAAAAUAGAUUACAGUUUCCUUUUUGGUAGUGCCCACCAGACAUGAAUUGCUGGGUAUGUUGCCAAAGUGCUUUUGAUUCUCAAUUUAGAUUCUCUGUGAGAUAUCUUACUACACCACACACGACACGCACCCUGUCAGCUAAACAUGCUAGCUGUGACAUUCCAUAGCCACUCAGCACCCAAUUUCAUGUAGUGUCUUUUGUCAUCUGUGUAUUUGACUGUAAUAUGACCAAAAAAUGCUCACUAAAUAGAAAAAGUCUGCACUGAGGCAAAGUUUGACAUACUUUCAUAGUCUGUAUGUAGGUUACUAUCUAUAUGAUAUAAGGCUAUUAAAGGAAUGUCUUAUAUGUCUGUACAUUGUUAUGUAGUCCUGAACUGAUCACUGGUGACACUGCAACAAUGUAUUAGAAGGAAGAAUGUUGAUCUUACAUAAUUAUAACACUGAAGAAACUAACACCAAAUACUGAAAUAUUACACGAGUACAAGUACUUGAGUCAUCAUAUGCUAGUUAUUCGCCUAAUUAACGUUAACUAAAGUACCAGAUUUGAAGAAUAUUUCAACCUAAUAUAUAUAUGAUGAUUAAUUACUUCACUCCCAGAGUUUCCAAACUUGAUUCAAUACUACUAAUUUAGACAGUGCUCUCUGACAUCUUCAACAGAGAGAAACAUGUAGACAAAAUUGAUAUGGUCUUCCAGGGCAAUUUUCUCCUGAACCUCAAGGAGCAAUAUCAUACUUUCUUUCAAGAAAUAACUUAGUCAAUAAAACAUUAUAUAUAUAUAUAUAUAUAUAUAUAUAUAUAUAUAUAUAUAUAUUAUACAGCUUGUAUUACGAUUAUUUGCUCACCAUGUAAACACUGUUGAUAAAAACGUUUCAGCUUGUCAGUAUUUUGUCCCUUUAUCUGUUAAACAAUAUGGAUGACAGUAUAUGCCUCACUCAAAAGUAUCGUAUGUCUUAUACUUUGUAUUGAUUCACCAUAGCUGAACAUAUUAUAGUAAUGUAUUUGAUUGUAUGUUCAUUCAUAGAACAAACAGAAUACAUCGCUCCUACAUUACUUACUUUAUGUGGCCAAAAUGGGUCAUGUGAUCAAUAUAUAUUUUUGCCUUGCAGAGGAGCUUGCUAAUCUCUCAGCGUCUUGAAAGGACGGAUCUGGGGGUUUGUCUCGGGAAAGUUAUUGAGCAGAAAUGUUUCAAUUCUGACAAUGAGAAAAAUCAAAAUAUUCUAAUCGUGAAGGCUUGUCACUCACACCGUUAUCAACAGUCCUACAGAACUGGGAAUAAUUUGUUUUUGUUUAUCAUAAAUUUUUAUUUUCCACCUGCCUAAUGAUUCCUAACAUCACCCACCAGUUAUUAAAUUAUUUCGGUAUAACAUUCUUGUAUCUUUACAAGAAAGUUUCUUAAUUUAAAAGACAACAAAAAUAGCAUAUUAUACACACAGAAAAUCACACUAAAGUGAUUAAUAUCAUUUAUUUAUUAUUAUACAAUUAUUAAUUAAAUAAUAUAAGAUAUUAUUUUAAAGUUACUUCUACACGUUAUGCCUUAUCUCCAUGUAAUUAAUAUAUUUAUGUGAAAAUGUUUCAAGAUUUAAUCAAAUCCAAAACUGUUAAUUUAUCAGUGCAAAUUCAUUUUUACAUGCCCUGGAUUCCCCCCCCCCCCCACCCCCCCAUUCCCCCAACUUUUGGACAUUCCCCCCCCCUUGCAUUCCUAACCCAUUCGAUCUCCCAGAUCCCCCUAACCCCUUUGGACUCCCCCGCAGACCUCCAACCCCUUCAACACCCCCCAGAACCCCUAUAUCUCCUUGAACUUCCCCAUGAACUCCUUUUCCAUAAGACUUCCAUUAGUUCACCCAUGGACCCCAAGUACCCCUUCAGAACCCCCCCCCCCCAGGACCCCCUACACCUCAGAAUCCUCCCCUGGGACCCCAACUCCUCAGGGGGUACCCCUCAUGAUCCUCCCUGGACCCCAGUACACCUCAUGAUUCUCACUGGACCCCCAGACCCCAGUACCUCCCAUGAUCCUCCAUGGACCCCCCAGUUCCCAAUACCCCUCCUGGACCCCUUCCCCUGGAUCCACCAGACCUCAGUACCCCUCAGGAUCCACCAUAACCCCCCCCCCCCCGGGGCAUCCCACAUACUGACGCUGUGUGUACACGUUGGUCCGACAAUACGAUGGUGAGUGAUAAUACGGAUUGUAGUGCGGCAGAGUUUAACAAAAAUUAAACAAAUAUAUGGCUUUCGUUACU
Molecule: messenger RNA, 8754 nt
Organism: Procambarus clarkii (red swamp crayfish)
Lineage: Eukaryota; Metazoa; Arthropoda; Malacostraca; Decapoda; Cambaridae
Gene: Aplip1
Product: JNK-interacting protein Aplip1
Biological process (GO): regulation of JNK cascade; JNK cascade
Cellular component (GO): cytoplasm
Molecular function (GO): JUN kinase binding; MAP kinase scaffold activity
Source: RefSeq, a predicted model, not a curated record